GCGUGCGUUCUUUGGGUCGCGAGUCAAGUUUCCCCAAGUUUUCGCAGGCAGCUGUGAUCUUGACCGCCUAGCUGGGCUCUAGUAGGGCCACUGCAGAGGAACUGGAAAGACGGGUUUUACAAGAUUCUUCAGUCAAUUCCCUUGAGGAACAGGGUUUAUCGCAGCAGAAAUGUUAGCCCACUGCCACUGACAGCACCCUAUAGAGAUGUGGGACAUACAGGAACGUAUAGACUUUGGGGACAGGAGCAAAUGCACGGAGCGAUAGAUGCAGUAUUACAUGAGGGUAUGAGCAUUCGUCGUGCUGCUGAGCAGUAUGGUGUCCCUAAGUCAUCUCUGGGCGACCGGUUAAGUGGCCGUGUGUUAGCAGAUGCCUCAUGUGGUCCAGCAACUUACCUCUCAUUUGCAGAAGAGGAAGAGCUGGUUGUUUUUCUUACACGCUGCGCCUCAAUAGGUUACGCCAAGUCUCGUAAAGAGGUGUUAGCCUUAGUUCAGUGUGUUUUGGAAAGUCGAGGAAUUCAGAAAUCCGUAACCAAUGGGUGGUGGGAGUCAUUUCGCCGUAGACAUCCUGGUCUAACUCUCAGGACAGCAGUACCUCUCUCACUCGCUCGGGCAAAAGCAACAGAUCCUGAAAUGCUGGCACGCUAUUUUGACCUCCUGGAGAAGACGAUACAGGAGAAUGACCUGGUAGGGAAGCCAGGGCAAUUGUUUAACAUGGAUGAAAGUGGCAUGCCAUUGGAUGCCAAGCCUCCCAAGCUAGUUGCUGUGAGAGGAGCCGCUGUGUCAGCCAUAGGAUCAGGAGACAAAACCCAGAUAACUGUUGUGGCAUGUGUGAGUGCUGCUGGUUAUUGUAUUCCCCCAAUGGUGAUCUGGGACAGAAAAUUUCUAUCACCAGAAUUAACUCACGGUGAGAUUCCUGGAACCAUAUAUGGUUUGUCUAAAAAUGGGUGGAUGGACAUGGAACUCUUUAACCUAUGGUUUACCAACCAUUUUUUGCGCUUUGCACCCGCAGUCCGACCAAUUUUACUCCUUCUAGACGGUCACUCUUCUCAUUACUGCCCAGAUACCGUCCGACUCGCAGCAAACGAACAGGUCAUUUUAUUCACUCUGCCGCCCAAUACAACUCACCUAUCACAGCCACUUGACAAAGGGUGCUUUGGUCCUCUUAAAGUUGCAUGGAGGGAAGCAUGUCACCAGUUCCUGACAAUGAACGCAGGAAAAAUUGUCACCCGGUACCAAUUUUCAAGGCUUUUCAAUCAAGCAUGGAUGAAAAGCAUGACAAUAAGUAACGUAUGUGCAGGGUUCAGGGUCACAGGGGUGCAUCCUCUAAACAGGGACAUAUUUUCUGAUGUGGAAGACCCUCCCUCCAUUGGUAAGAGAGAGUGGACUAGCUUUCAUCCCACUAUAUAGUCCUGCAAUACGACGUACCAAGCCUCGUGCCUCUGAGCAAUGUCUUGAAAGUAGCUCUCCCCAUCUUGAUGAUUCAAGCACAUACCACCUUGGUGAUGAUACUUCGGAGUUUCCUGACACCUCUUGUGUUUGGCUUCAGGCUCCACAAUCCUCAGCAGUGAGCAGAUUCCUUAGGUGUCCCUCUCCUGUUAACAGACAAACAACAUAUCGUCCAAAGUCAUGUGGCCGCGUAUUGACAAGUGCAGAAAGUCUUAGCAAAAUUGCGGAAAAAGAGCGAGCAAAGCAGGAAAAGGAGAAGAAGAAGGUGGAGCGAAUGAAAGCCAAGGAAGAAAGAAGAAGCAUGCUAGCCUCCAAAGUUGCUAAGAAGAAAAGGUCAACCGCUCCACUUACAACACACCAAAAUGUAGACAUUGGUGGUAAGGUAGUAUGUAAUAAGAAGUAACGGGAUUUGAUUAUUAACCUGACAGAUGCUAGUGAAAAUGAAUUUUCCUGUGAAGAAUUGUACCUUUAUAAGAGAAGAUAUGAAAAUGGAUACGACUUAACUCAUGAUCAUCGCUACAACUUGUGGCUUUCCUUUCAAUGUGACUGUAUUUUGCGAGCCAAGCAAACAAUAUUGUUGUUAUGUGCACGUUAUGCUUGAUUUAGUGGAUACGUCCAGUGUUGGCGGGAUAGCUCAAGGCAAGAGCACACUUCAGCUGGCUGACUCAGAACUGGUUCCAGGUACGAAGGAGAGAGAGAAUAGGCCGCAGAGGAAAGUGCAAACAUGUAGCACACGUGCAAGGGUGGCACCACUGACUGACUACAGUAAGUUUUGUUAUUGUUUGUUUAAUUUUUAGUCAUUUAUAUUAGGUGAAUGUGUUGCUGGAACAUGUGAACAUACAAGAGCCAGGAAUUGGGUUCAGUGUGAAAGAUGCACCCAGUGGUAUCACUGCGUGUGUGUAAAGAUAUCUUUAACAAAAGCAAGAGAUGGAACCUUUAACUGUUGCUAAGCAUUUUU
Messenger RNA from Geodia barretti, 2404 nucleotides. Lineage: Eukaryota; Metazoa; Porifera; Demospongiae; Tetractinellida; Geodiidae. The record is from the annotation of a GenBank genome assembly.